AUGUCAGAAUUAACGCAACGGUCCUCAUCGACCGAUCGACCAGAGCCGAGGUCUCCCGCCGCCACCGCCCUGAAUGUCACGUCGCCGUCUUCCUCCUCCUCCUCGUCCCCACCCAAGAUGGCGUCCUCGCGGGCCCUGGUCCCCCUCCACACACGCCCGUUUGCGGCGUCACUUGCGCGUGUGCGUGCGUGUGCCUUCGACGCUCACACCGUUGCACUUGUGCACUCCGUGGAUUUCGCCAGGUCACCCUUUGCAUCGCCAACUGCUUAUCUGUCAGUUCGACAAGUCAACAUGUCUGAUCCCCGUCCCCUUCCCUCGGGUCGGAUAAGCAGACUGGCCUCGAAAGUCGACACGUUAUCACUAGUGGAGUCACACAACGCGCGUCUCCCACGUCCCCCUCCUCCUCCUCCUCCCUCGACGUCCCCCUUUCCACAAAUCAGCCUGGACGAUGCGAACCUCCCCAAGUCUUUCAAUUGUCUCUGUCCCCUAUCCACCCCGCAGGGUGCGGACACCGAUGCACCUUGGUAUCGAUUUUGUCGGCCCGCGGCACCAGUCCCCUUGGCGUGUGACGGCUUCGAGGCGGCCUCGCCCUUGACCGCCGUGCUGCCCACCGAUGUCACCCCGGGGGCGCAACUCGACCAGGAGAACCUCUCGCCCUCUCAUGCCCCCUCCUCCCUCGGCUCUCCGCCCUCUCCCACCUACGGACAGCCUCUGACGACGGUCUCGAACAUCCUUCAAAGUCCAAUCAUGUUUGGUGGUAGGCCCCCGGGCUGCGAGGUCAACUGGAACCAGGAGUCAGCAGCGGCGUUAGUUGGCCGGCCGCGUGUCAAUGGGUCAUGUGAUGCCCGUUUAAGCCGGGUAUGUGGUGACACGCGUGCACUGCGUGCGCACGCCCCGUCUCCGCUUCGCCGUCACCGGCUCUGCCACUACGUUCAGGGUUUUUUGCGCAUUGCCGCUGCGUUACCAACGCCGCUGGGCGGCUUCAAAGCAGACGCGUACACUCGCAUCUCCCAAAUGGAAGCCAGACGUGGUAUUCUCUCAGGCCCUGGAGGUCGCCCAUGCCUCGUUGUGUUGUUGCACGCCGCCAGAUGGCAUUUGGCAACGCGUCGCGUGAGAAGUCGUCGAAUGACGUGUCUCGGUGGUGUUAGUGCACGCACGCACGCGUCUCCGGGUUGUCCAGGCGUUGCGUGCACACUCGCCUGCCUGUGCAGGGCCCUGGCUCCUGUGUGCGUGCAUGCGUGCGUGCAUGCGUGCGUGCACGUCCACAUCACGUGGGCUCGCCUCCGGCCUCGGGUCGCAUUUUCAGGUGUUCUGCUGGCCAAGUUAAUCAAUCAGUCGAGGUCCCUGGACAGCCACAUGCGGGCCUGGGCUGAGGGGUGUUUCAAGCUAAAUUCUGCGCCCCCAUCAGGGUACGAAGAGGGGGCCGUUGCCAUCGUCGCGUCUAAGCACGCGCACGUGAGUCACAUCCGGUCAGGCGACAGCGGUUGCACUUGGCACAGCUCCAAGUUCCUUGUGGGUUGUCAGCCCAUGCUUUGUGGUUCCGACGCUUGUGCGGUUGACCACUUGGUUCAAAAAGAAAGUUGUUUCAACUCCUUCGUGCCCUACUCCGCCCUUCUGCGUCCGUAUCCACAAUGUGCUGUUUUGACGUUGACAGAGCGCCUUCCCAAGUGGUCGGUUCUCCGCAGGCCGGAGAGCAACCCAAUGCCUACUCGCCCUUCAUCUGUCGACUCGCUUAAUCACCCAAGUGCAUCCCAAUUGGAGGGCGACCAGAAUAUCAACUCAUCACGUGAUUCUCCGCACACUCCUCUUGUGUCUGCAUUCGAUCGCCGGCGAUCGUGCUUUACGAGUCUCGCCGCUCCGGGCUUAACGCGACCAACUGUUCUCAAACGGGGACCCGCAAUGUCUGUUGAUGUGGUGGCUACUCGGGCCAGCGACUUUCACGCAACCAAAAGAUCCGCCACGAGCAACAGGAGCAUUUCAGAGGGAUGUUCAGUAAAAAAAAUUCGAAUGUAUUCCCUCGUUCCCAGCGAAAACAGCGCAUUUCUUCCCGUUGGGCAUCGAGGGAGCCUCCCGAAGUCGUCGGAAGUCUCUCCGACCGACCCAGGCACCCCAACCCUUCCCCCUAGUUUCGUCUAG
Messenger RNA from Mesocestoides corti, 2136 nucleotides. NCBI's taxonomy places the organism in Eukaryota, Metazoa, Platyhelminthes, Cestoda, Cyclophyllidea, Mesocestoididae. The record is from the annotation of a GenBank genome assembly.